Messenger RNA from Carlito syrichta (Philippine tarsier), 402 nucleotides. RefSeq names its product serum amyloid A-3 protein-like. NCBI's taxonomy places the organism in Eukaryota, Metazoa, Chordata, Mammalia, Primates, Tarsiidae. The transcript is spliced from 3 exons. The record is from RefSeq and is a predicted model, not a curated record. Gene Ontology annotation, cellular component: extracellular region.
AUGAAGCUUUCCAUUGGCAUCAUUUUCUGCUGCCUGGUCCUGGGUGUCAGCAGCCAAAGAUGGUUAGAUUUCCUCAGGGAAGCUGGUCAAGGAACUAAAGACAUGUGGAGAGCUUACUCUGACAUGAGAGAAGCCAAUUACAAAAAUUCAGACAAAUACUUCCAUGCUUGAGGGAACUAUGACGCUGCCCAAAGGGGGCCUGGGGGUGCCUGGGCUGCAAAAGUGAUCAGCGAUGCCAGAGAGGGUUUCCAGAGCUUCACAGGCCACGGAGCAGAAGACUCAGCUGCCGACCAGGUUGCCAACGAAUGGGGCCGGAGUGGCAAAGACCCCAACCACUUCAGACCUGCUGGCCUGCCUGAGAAGUACUGAGUUUCCUCUUCACUCUGCUCUCAGGGGACCAGG